CUGUGCAUUGCGCGGCGAGGCAAGAAACGAGGCGCCGACCGAGGAAGAUGGUGAACUUCGUCGAGGCUCAGAAGCCGCUGCUGAAGCGGCUGAUGCGGAUGGCGGGGCUCCGGCCAAUCGACGUCGAGAUUGAGCCUGGCACCACCAUGCACAUCUGGGUCCCCAAGCACCACGUCAGCAAGAAGACCGGCACCAUCAGCCCGGUCGAGCACGGCGGCGUCGGCGUCGACGAGAAGAACGGGGCGGCGAGGCGGGGCGGGAGGAAGAAGAGCCCCGAGUCGAAGCCCAACGUCGUGCUCAUCCACGGCUUCGCCGCCGAGGGCAUCGUCACGUGGCAGUUCAACUUCGGCGUGCUCGUGUCGCGGUACAACCUCUACAUCCCGGACCUGCUCUUCUUCGGCAAGUCGACCACGGCCAGCGCCGACCGGUCGCCGGAGUUCCAGGCGCGGUGCGUGGCGGCGGCGCUCGCGCGGCUCGGCGUGGCGCGGUGCGACGUGGUCGGGUUCAGCUACGGAGGAAUGGUGGCGUUCAAGCUGGCGGAGACGCGGCCGGACCUGGUGCGGUCGCUGGCCGUGUCCGGGUCGGUGGUGACCAUGACCGACGCGGUGAACAGCGCCACCAUGACGCGCCUCGGCGCCACCUCGUCCGCCGAGCUGCUCAUGCCGGAGACGCUCAAGGGCCUCAAGGCGCUGCUCUCCAUCUCCAUGUACAAGAAGAUGUGGUUCCCAGACAGGUUCUACAAGGACUAUCUCAAGGCGAUGUUCAACAACAGGAAUGAGAGGAUGGAGUUGCUGCAAGGGCUUAUAACCAGCAACAUGGAUGCCAAGAUCCCUACUUUCCAGCAGAAAAUAAUGCUGAUUUGGGGCGAGGAGGACAAGAUCUUCGACAUAGAGGUCGCCAAGAAGAUGAAAGAGCAGCUAGGCGACGGGUGCUUCCUGCACGGCAUCCCCAAGGCCGGGCACCUGCUGCACGUCGAGCGGCCGUGCGCGUACAACCGCCAGCUCCAGAGGUUCCUCGCGUACGUCAACUCCCAGCCCCAGGAGGAGGCAGCGGGUGGUGGCGCCAACUGAACUGAACUGAACUCGAUCCGUUCCAAUGCAAGGAGAAGCUAGCACGCCGUUGAUAAGGGCGUCCGGUUACUGGGCUCGUGUACAUUUUCUAUGCCCCUUGCUGGGGUUAAUUGGUGAUGUUUUUUGCGUUCCUGUUUAUGUUGUUUUCUGAGGUUUGCUGCUUGAAAGCAAGUGCCAAGUGGUGCUGGGGUUGGCUGGCCUAGUAGUACGCGGUGGUAGCGAGUAGUGGUACUACAAAAGUAAGUAGGCCUCGUGUUGUGUCGUCCGUUCGGUCAUUCGUUUGGAUUCUUUGCAACUCUGCUGUGCGGGUUUUAUCAUACAACACCUGUAAUCCUCCAUCACGUCAUAAGGGGAAAAAAUUACGUGGCGUAUGUUUUGCUGUCGAAUAAAAUUCUCG
This is a messenger RNA of Oryza brachyantha (malo sina), 1467 nucleotides long. RefSeq names its product putative aminoacrylate hydrolase RutD. The record is from RefSeq and is a predicted model, not a curated record. NCBI's taxonomy places the organism in Eukaryota, Viridiplantae, Streptophyta, Magnoliopsida, Poales, Poaceae. The transcript has 4 exons. Gene Ontology annotation, molecular function: catalytic activity. The coding region runs from base 48 to 1070 and encodes 340 amino acids.